Messenger RNA from Capsella rubella, 2662 nucleotides. RefSeq names its product pentatricopeptide repeat-containing protein At4g35130, chloroplastic. The coding region runs from base 131 to 2554 and encodes 807 amino acids. Gene Ontology annotation, biological process: RNA modification. The transcript has a single exon. NCBI's taxonomy places the organism in Eukaryota, Viridiplantae, Streptophyta, Magnoliopsida, Brassicales, Brassicaceae. Gene Ontology annotation, molecular function: RNA binding; protein binding; zinc ion binding. The record is from RefSeq and is a predicted model, not a curated record.
UAGGAUUAAUUACGUCACUGUUGAUACGAGAGAACUGAAACAUUUUUCCGCGGGAAAACGAAGAUGCAAAAGACGAAGAGAGACGAAUUUGCUUGAAUCUUCAAUUUUCUAGUGUAACCCAGAAAAUUUGAUGGCUACGACUCUUCUAUCUCGAUGCUACCGUAUCUACAAUAGCGAAGCGUGCAAGUGUGUUUCUUCUGAGAAUCACCAGACAACGGGGAAGCAAAAUGGGAAUCGAAAUCUCGAAUUCGACUCGGGACAAUCGAAACCAGCCCGGAUAGUUCUUCGGAAAAGAUCCCAGCUAACUAAGCAGCUCAAUGAUCCUGCGCUCACUCGCGCUUUACGUGGGUUUGCUGAUUCCGGGCUCAUGGAUGAUGCACUCCAACUGUUUGAUGAAAUGAACAAAGCUGAUGUUUAUGUUUGGAAUGUGAUAAUUAGAGGUUACACUAGCUGUGGGUUUUACAUUGAAGCAGUUCAAUUUUAUUGCAGAAUGGUGUUGGCAGGAAUCAAAGCUGAUUCCUUUACUUAUCCUUUCGUGAUUAAGUCUGUUGCUGGGAUUUCGUCCUUGGAAGAUGGGAAGAAGAUUCAUGCGAUGGUGAUCAAGCUUCGGUUUGUUUCAGAUGUCUACGUCAGUAAUUCUCUUAUUUCAAUGUACAUGAAGCUUGGGUGUGCUUGGGAUGCAGAGAAAGUGUUCGAAGAAAUGCCUGAGAGAGACAUUGUUUCGUGGAAUUCUAUGAUUUCUGGAUAUCUUGCGCUUGAAGAUGGGAUUCGAUCGUUGAUUCUGUUUAAAGAAAUGUUGAAAUACGGAUUUAAACCGGACAGGUUUAGUAUAAUGAGCGCUUUAGGUGCUUGUUCUCAUGUGUAUGGUCCAAAAAUGGGAAAGGAGAUACAUUGCCAUGCUAUUCGAAGUAGAACCGAAACGGGUGAUGUUAUGGUAUUGACAUCAAUUCUUGACAUGUACAGUAAAUAUGGUGAAGUGAGUUAUGCAGAGAGGAUAUUUAACGGUAUGAUCCAGAGGAACAUCGUAUCUUGGAACGUUAUGGUAGGAUGUUAUGCUAUAAAUGGACGAGUCAUUGAUGCUUUUGUUUGCUUUCAGAAGAUGUCAGAGCAAAAUGGGUUGCAGCCAGAUGUUAUUACAUUGAUAAAUCUGCUUCCUGCUUGUGCGAUCUUGGAGGGUCGAAUGAUUCAUGGGUAUGCAAUAAGGAGAGGCUUUCUUCCUCAUUUAGUAUUGGAAACUGCUCUGGUUGAUAUGUAUGGAGAAUGCAGACAGUUGAAAUCAGCUGAGCUUAUAUUUGAUCGAAUGGCUGAAAAGAAUUUGGUCUCAUGGAACUCAAUUAUUGCUGCUUAUGUGCAGAACGGGAAGAACUAUUCAGCCUUGGAACUAUUUCAAGAACUCUGGGAUUCAUCGCUUGUACCUGAUUCCACAACAAUUGCUAGUAUUCUACCAGCUUAUGCAGAAUCUCUAUCCUUGAGUGAAGGUAGAAAAAUUCAUGCUUAUAUUGUCAAGUCCAGAUAUGGGUCAAACACCAUCAUUUUGAAUUCACUCGUUCACAUGUAUGCCAUGUGCGGUGACCUUGAGGAUGCAAGAACAUGUUUCAAUCACGUUUUGUUAAAGGACGUUGUUUCAUGGAAUAGCAUCAUCAUGGCAUAUGCAGUACACGGUUUUGGGAGAAUUUCGGUUUGCUUGUUCUCAGAGAUGAUUGCUUCUAAAGUAAAUCCAAACAAUAGCACUUUUGCUUCACUAUUAGCAGCAUGUAGCAUUUCUGGUAUGGUUGAUGAAGGAUGGGAAUAUUUUGAGAUGAUGAAAAGAGAAUACGGGAUUGAUCCUGGAAUAGAGCAUUAUGGAUACAUGCUGGAUCUCAUUGGCCGCACAGGAAACUUCAGUGCAGCCAAGAGAUUCAUUGAAGAAAUGCCAUUUGUGCCAACAGCUCGGAUUUGGGGAUCUUUGUUAAAUGCAAGCAGAAACCACAACAACAUAAACAUAGCUGAAUCCGCGGCAGAACAGAUAUUUAAGAUGCAACACGAUAACACGGGAUGUUAUGUCUUGCUUUUGAACAUGUAUGCAGAAGCUGAAAGAUGGGAAGAUGUAAAUAGGAUUAAGCUUCUCAUGGAGAGCAAAGGCAUAUCCAGAAGAUCAAGUCACAGUACUGUUGAGACUAAGGGAAAAAUUCAUGUGUUCACAAACGGAGACAGAUCCCAAGUGCAGAAGAACAAGAUCUAUGAAGUCUUGGAUAUUAUCUCGAGGAUGAUUGGAGAAGAAGAAGGUGAAGACAGUUAUGUUCACUGUGUCUCAAAGUUGAGACCAGAGAGUCUAGUUGAGAGCAUAAGCAAUUCACCAAGUAGACAUUCGGUAAGGCUCGCCACAUGUUUUGGAUUGAUCUCUACAGAAACAGGGAAAACAGUUAUGGUGAGGAAUAACACGAGAAUCUGCAGAAGAUGUCACGAGUUCUUGGAAAAAGCAUCGAAAAUGACGAGAAGAGAGAUCGUUGUGGGAGACUCGAAGAUUUUUCAUCACUUUUGCAAUGGUCGCUGCUCUUGUGGGAAUUACUGGUGAAAACAGAUUGUGGCCAAAGUAGGUAUAUGUUAUCCGACAAAUGUAAAAAGAAAAAGAAAACAUGUUUUGGCAAUUUAUAUGGAAAAAAGAAACCAUUGAUCAACUAAA